AUGCUACUGAGCGAUGCUGGCUUUUCCUUGCAAAGUCACGCAACCAGUCAGGGCUUCUUCGGGUCGUCUGAGAGGGCCACGGAGCUCAUGCCCUGGAGCGAUGUGCAACGAGUGUCCGUUUCUGACCCCAAUGCCACGCCCAGCCAGAGCUCCAAGCCGACUCGACAGAGCAACAACCUUUUUGAGGCAGAGCUCCAGCUUUCCAAGCCACCAGGCCGCCUGAGACUGCAGUUUGGUGCUGCGGGGCCAGCGCAGGUCCUUCAGCAGCUAUGGCAACAAUCAUCGCAAGGCGUUUCACCACCGCUACCGGGAAUGGACGUCCUGCUGGAAGAGCUGGGCAUCACUAAAGGUUCACCACCUUGCCCGACUCGAUCACUGUAUGCGGCUUCCCUUCCAGAUGGAGCAACCAUUGAAAAGGUGCGGCAGAUGUUCAGCACCAAUGGUCCCAGCAACCCAAUUCUCAGGCUCCAUGCAAAGAUGGGCGCCCAGAACAUGGUGGAGCGAGACUGGGAACCUCUGGCUGGUGGGCUUGUCAAGUGCUUGCAUUUCGUGCAGCCUUUGAAGCCCCAACCCAUGGCACCAGAGAAGACUCGGGUGUCCUUGGUCUACUUCCUUUGUCCUACACAGGGUUCACAGGUGGUCCUGCAGAAGGUGACCAGGGCUCUGGACAUUCCAUAUGCGAACUCGUUCCGCGUACACCAUGAGCAUAUCUUUUCGGAGGCGACUGCUGAGACGAAGCCGCAGGUUACAGUCGACCUCGCGCUCGGCAUCAAUUGGGUUGACAGGUGUUUUGUCAAGCAGAUCAUCGAGAGCAGCACUCGGAGAGAGACCUUAGAAAGCAUGCAGGACUUCAUGGAGUGCAUGAACGAGACGCUGCUUGUGUAG
Symbiodinium pilosum is the source of this 885-nucleotide messenger RNA. Lineage: Eukaryota; Dinophyceae; Suessiales; Symbiodiniaceae. The record is from the annotation of a GenBank genome assembly.